AUGAUAAAUCAACAAGCAACAAUUCUAACUUCUCCGGUAGUUGCGAAUUGUCAGGGUUCAAACACUAUCAACACUAUCAAUAAUACAUCUCAAAUAUCACCACUUCGUUUAAAAUCAUCAACCACCAAGAAUAUUGAAACCCUUACACGCCAUCCUUUAGAGAAUAAUGAAGACGAAGAGAUUGAUGCCAGAAGAUUAAUUUUGGCCAAACUUCGUGAAAUGAAUAAUGAUGAAAUUCAAGAUAUUAUUCAAUUGUUAACCUCCAAAAAGGUAUGA
Molecule: messenger RNA, 276 nt
Organism: Diversispora eburnea
Lineage: Eukaryota; Fungi; Glomeromycota; Glomeromycetes; Diversisporales; Diversisporaceae
Source: the annotation of a GenBank genome assembly